Messenger RNA from Pelmatolapia mariae (spotted tilapia), 7119 nucleotides. Its product is annotated as amphoterin-induced protein 3-like. Gene Ontology annotation, cellular component: plasma membrane. The transcript is spliced from 2 exons. The coding region runs from base 514 to 1875 and encodes 453 amino acids. The record is from RefSeq and is a predicted model, not a curated record. Lineage: Eukaryota; Metazoa; Chordata; Actinopteri; Cichliformes; Cichlidae. Gene Ontology annotation, molecular function: protein binding.
GGAGGGGGGAUUGUGGGAGAUUAACUGAGCUCUAUGCUGUUUGUUAUACACUGCAAAGCACCGCAGGAUGUUUGUCGAGCGGCACUCUCAUUUGGGAAGAGGAGAAAAAGCCUGCUAGGGGGACCUUAAAGUUAGCUGAGGAGAACGGCGAGAGCCGUGAAUUAUUCCUCGAGCGCCUCGGGAGGAGGAUCCAAAAGGAGAUAAGGAUUAGACAGCUAUGUUGUGGGUAUUCAUUGAUGGGGAUACAACUCUGAAAGCGGGAAAACGAAAGAAAGUUGGAGUCUCGUAUUGUCGCUAAGCAGUUUAUUUUGGAUUUGUGGUUUGGCCGUGUGUUCCUUUCUUCAUUUUAUUUUUUUGGAAGGGAGAAUGCGAUUAACUAAGUGAACAAAAUUGCUCACUUUUCUGGGAGUAGUGUGAACUUUUCUCCUUUUGAGCUUUUAAUUUCAUAAAGACUUAAAAACAUUUUUGAAGGGAGAACCAGAGGGAUUAGAAACCUUGAAGGAUUCAAAAACCAUGACCUGCAGACUAAAUCCAAGCCUUUUCUUGGCGCUGCUCUGUUUUCUCCACAGCACUGAGGAGACCUGCCCCUCCAUGUGCCUCUGUAUAUCCGAUGCAGUAAGCUGUAGCUCCAGCGGACUUACCAAGCUACCUCACUCCCUGCCCUCUUUCUCUGCAAGUCUCGACCUCAGCCACAACCAUGUCUCCUGGCUGAGUCCAGGCUGCUUCAACGGGAUGUCCAGGCUGGAAAACCUGCUGAUGGCACACAAUCAGCUCAAAGCCCUGAAUCCUGGAACUUUUCAAAACGUCUCUGGUCUCAGGCACCUUGACCUGUCCUCCAAUAAGUUGCGUGUGGUAGAGCAGCACUACUUUCAGGGGCUUUGGAGGCUGGAGGAGCUCCUUCUUUUCAAUAAUAAGAUUGCACGGGUGGAGGCCGGCACACUGAGUGGCCUGAGCAGCUUAAAAAAGGUCUAUUUCAGCCUCAACCAAAUCACAGACUUCCCUUUCUUCUCAAUCCAAGAUCACACUCAUCCAUUCCUGAGCAUGUUAGAUCUCUCAUCCAACCGACUGACCCAUCUGCAAUGGGAGGAUGUGAAAGCUUUACCCAGGUUGGUGCAGCGGGGCCUGUAUCUCUACAACAACUCUCUGAUCUGUGACUGCUCCAUGUACAGCGUGUUUUGGCACUGGGACCUGAGGGGCUAUGACUCAGUGAGGGACUUUAAGGAGGAGCAUAUCUGCUUCAUUAACGGAGACCUACGAUCGUCCAUCCAAUUUCUACAACAGAACCGAUUCUUCCUCAACUGCACUGUGGAAAAACCUGUUUUGCAGCCCGUAACAGUUCUCCUUUCCAACGUGUUGGUUUCAGAGGGAGAAAGGGUGCGUCUAGACUGCCAAACAUCCCUGACGAGCACAGAUCUCUCAUUUAUGUGGCUCUCCCCAAGCAAGGGGCACAUCACCAAGGCCAGCAUAGAUGACAAUCUAAUUAACCUGCUUCCUAAUGGUACUUUGGAGAUCCGAGCAACCAAGGUCAAUGACUCAGGACUGUAUGUGUGCACAGCUGUGGAUAAUAAACAGGCACUGAAUGCAACUCGGGAGGUGAACGUGACGGUGCUGCUGCCCACGGCAGAGUUAUUCAACACUGGCUACACAACGCUGCUCGGCUGUAUGGUGACUACAACGAUUAUCCUCAUCUACCUUUAUCUGACUCCAUGUCGCUGCAUCUACUGCAAACGGUCAAAGCAGUAUGAGUCAAGCAGUCGAUCUUCUACCCUCUUCCACUCUACAAGAGACCAGACCAAAAACCAAACUAAUAAACACGUAGCGUUCAUUGACCCGGUGAUGAAUGAAGAAGGAACAGAUUGGUCUCUGGAAAGCUGAAGUUUUUUUUUCCAACCCCCCAGGCGGAAACUGAAUUCUUAACUGAAAACUCCUCUGUAUCUAGCUAGGACAUGCUAUUUGAGUAAUAAUACUAUAAAGGGAAAAAAGAACUUCACGUCUCCUUUCCAACUGUCAGAUGCAGUUAAGAGGCAUCCAUGAACAAAAAAAAGAAAGAGAAAAAAAGCAAUAUCUCCUGUUUCAAUUCUCCCCUUUCUGCCAUGUGGCCAGGUAGUCGGAAUGAAAGUUUCAACUUUGCUUUAUACCCACAAUGUACUGACUCCACCAAAUCACAGCGGAGCCAUUAUCAGUCCUUAAAAUCAGCUAAUAAUUUCUCCGUGCUCAGGUACAGCACUAGGGGGAAUAUUUCUCAUGGGAUCUGAGAACGAAUCUGGCUUCCCUUUCAAAGUUUUGAAGAUGGAUUAGUCCCCCCCCCCCCAAAAAAAAAAAAAAAAAACUGCAAGUGAAUGACUGUACUGACUGCUGGAACUAAGUUCAGUUUGCACACCUUACCUGGAUUGAGGUUUUAUAGAUAGUGUAGAGUAGAUACUGCAUAAACUAAAGAUAACUUUAGUUUACCCUAUAUCCCCUAAUGUGUAGCUUGAACAUGUAGCACCAGCUCCUGAAAAUUUCAUAUCCUCAUUUUCCUAAACUGCUUAUGUCUGAUUUUGUAUUAUUUUAGUAAUCUUUUUUUUUUCAGAAGCCAUAGCUUACAGCAAACAUUUAAAAAUCUUAUCUAGCUCAAAACAGAGGUGCAUCCUGCAGUGAGCCAUCAUAAAUAUACAUGUUUCAUAUAAACCUGUUGCAUUAAUCUGGCAGGAAAAAAAAAAGAUCUGCAUGCUGCUUAUCUGGCAAAGAGCAAAGUGUAGAAAUCAGGAGUGUCAAGAACCCAGACAAAAAGCAGCAACUGGCCUGCUCUUCAAAGACAGCAUCUUUUUUUGAUCAAACACAGCAGAGCACUUUGAACACUGCAGAAUAAACACAACCACUAAAUUUUGACUGAAGUGACAAAUUCUUCAAGCAGCUGUGACUCAAACCCUGAAGGUGGCAUUACUUUGUAUAGCUUUGUUCUUACUGUUUGGUGUUUUGUUUUUUUGUGCGUGCUUUUUUUUUUUGACUGAAGUGACUGAAAUAGUGUUUGUUUGUUCUUUUUUUUAAUUCAGCAAAACAUGCUUCAAAUGACAGAAUUACACACUCCAACAACAGAGAUGAAAGAUGCUAAAGAAAAGACUCCCAUGCGCCGCACUGAAGGAACAUAAAGUACGUGGGUGAGAGGGUUUUUCCUGCAUAAAGACAUUUUUGGCACACCCCCCGCAGAGGUUUUUAGCCAGCCCCCAAAGGAAAAUCAACCAGCACCAAAUGAUUAAGGGACUGAGAAUAAAAGUAGCAAUUUAAAUCCUCUCUAAAAGAGCUUAAUAACACUUUAUCAAACAACUACUCAACAAGCAGACGUGUCUUUUGAAUUCCAGGGGUCAGGUCCCCUCUAGUCCACAGUUUUACAAUCUUCUAGAACUCAUUCAAACCAAUUUUGUUCAUUUGGAUUUCAUUUACUCAACCCUGCAUCAGCAUAUUGGCUGCAUUUUAUCAAAUGGUCUGAAAAAAGCCUGAAAAUGCACAUUUUUCUUAUGACUUAUGGCCUCUACUGUAUGUAGAUCAAUCAGGCUUUAUUGCUGCAUAUAGUCACCCCACAAAGGCCGUUUCGGAGCCUAGAAAAAACCCUGAGGUUGAUUGCAUAAAAGAGCUAAGACAGCAUAUAGCCGGUCGAUGAUGAAGGGAACCCUGCCGAGACAAACAGCAGCCUCAAAAGAAACAAAUCAAUUUUCUUCAAGUCUAAGCAUCCAUAAUGUUUUGAGAUUGUAGCUUAAUCUUAAUAAAAACACUGGGUGGGACUAGGGAUUGCAUCAAGAUUGAAAAGGAUCAGAUGUAAUCCUUCAUAUAAUGUCAGGGACAAGUCAUCAGUAACUGCGUGUUUUACAAAGCAGAGCUUGUCAUUGGAGUUAGGGCCUUUGAUUAUUUCUAAAUCCUUAAUUAAAACAUGGCUCCUUUUAAGCUAGAGGCGACUAAUAUUGUUGUGCAGCUUAUAUGUAAAUUCAAGUUCAAAAGGAGGUGGGAAAUCUGAUAUCAAAUGGCCAACGGUGCAUGAAAGUGGAACAGACUGGCUCUUUGACAGCGAUGAGUUUCAUCAGUAUUAAACUCACAGGGAUUAACCCAAAAAAAAAUUGUGAGACUAAGGCUGCAUCCAUAAUAACACUUUUUUUGGUUUUGUUUUAGAACAAUGAAAACAACUUUGGUUUUAGAACAGCUUACAAAAUAAUCUCUGAAUAUACUAACACAGCUGUAAAUGGACAUAAUAUUGUGCAUUCACAACAUGGGCGUGUGUGUAUCAGCGUAAACAGGAAGGAGAGGACUGGGUGUUGGGAGAAGAAAAUACUGAACAGAAUGCACAGCAGCGGGGAAAAGUUAGGGAAAGUUUUUUUAACUGACAGAUGAUGAGGUAGAAAGUAAUACACGAGCAUAAGGUGUUCAUGGACAACGCAGUAAAAGGUUACAAUAAGAGUAAUCUUAAAGUUUCUGCCUGCCCAGAUACCUACGAAGGAUUAGGAGGGAUUAGGAGAAUUAGGGCCAAAAUAAUACAAGUAUUAAAUUUAAAGGACUUUUUUAUCUUGUGGUUUUUUAUUAUAAGGAUGAAGUCAAAAUUUUGUAACAUUUCAAGAAUAAAGUAUAACAAGUUAGAAAAAAGUUGUUUUUCGAUUCAAACUAUACCUGCUAGUACUUGGCAACAUCUACAAAAUAGUCUGCUUCUUUCAGCUGCUCCUCUUAGGGGUCACAAUGGUGGAUCAUCUGCCCCCAAUUCACCUUAUCCUUAGCAACCAACCCUCUGCAUGCCCUUCUUCACUGCAUCCAUGGACCUCAUCUGUGGUCUUUCACUUUUCAUCCUGCCUGGCAGCUCCAUAAUAACCAUCCUUUACCCAAAAUAUCCAUGAACUUUCCUCUGUGCAUGUCCAAACCAUCUCAGCCUUGCCUCUCUAACUUUGUCAUGACUCCCCCUGCCAAAUGCCUUGCAUAAAUUAAGAUAAAUCAUACUUUAGACUUAUUAACGAGGAUAUUAUUUCACUUUUAGCACAUAAAGUGUGGUAAUAACUACUAGAUCUAUGAGAGCUGACUUUAUUUUUGACAUUACCACUUUAUUCUCAAAGUAGCACCUGAACUUUAUAAAAUUAUAAUGUUUUUUUUCUAAUUAUAAAAUAAAGUCAGUAGCGUUUCCUGAAGUUUUAAUUUUAAGGGUCCUUUAUUGAUGAUGCUGUGUGGACGUUAGUCAGAAACGAUGAGCCGUGAUAGAUCACCGUGCUAUAAUGCACUACUCUAUUCAUGACACCAUCACUGAUCGAGUAUCAAACGUUUUCAGUGUGGUAAGCAUCAUUUCUCAACAAAGAUUACAUAAGACGCUGCUGUGCGCCUGUAUGAUGUAACGUCUUGUAUCAGAGUCUGUCAUGACCGGUUGUUUUUCAGACACAGUGUACUAGAAACAUUAAAUGGUGCGAUGAGUUGGAGCGAGAUUUCAGGAGAUUACCACAAGGAUAAAAACCAGGUUCUUGGUGAAUUGCACUGUUUUUAAAUCCUUCUAAUCUGCUCUCUGCCGCAGCAAACACAGCUGGGUUGGGAUUUAUUGUUUUUCUGAUAUGAUUAGAUUAGAUUAACAGGUUAAAACAAAGAGGACAUGUUGUGAGCUUUUCAUGGAGGGCUUUCCAUUUCACCGAGGGUCCACAGGUGAUCCUGGUUAUGUAAGCUCACUCCAGCUUUAGGAAAUCAACCUCAGUGUAGGCAGGAUGUCAGAGUCAGGAUGAGCGAAGCUGGUAUCCUAAAGCUAUUUGGAAUCCAGCAUUUUAUUUUAACCUUGUAAAAGCAAGUGCUUAACUGAUAAUGGGAGGCCUCAACACUGCAUUGCAAAAAUGGAAUGAAUGAUUGUUUUUGUUCCAUCGAAUUGUUGUGCUUUUUCCAGUUCAUUUCAGACAUGAGGAGGUAGUCAAGAGGCAGAUUUGGUUUGCCGAAAUCAGGACCCUUCCAGCAUUUCCUGUUUUGUUUAUACUAACAUUUAACCGCUGAUGGAAAGUCCUGAUAAUAACACUGUAAAAUAAAUAGCUAAUUUCCAGCAUACAAAAAAAAUGCAACUCUGUACGGCUCAGUCUUUUUGCUCCCUGCAAAUCAUCCCGAGGCAUUCUGACAAAUUACCCAGAUGUAAAGGAAGCAACUCCUUAAUGCUCGAAAAGAUGUCCUUCUCCAAAGCGAAACACUCCAUCAGGCCCAAAUUAAAGCAUGUACUUCCCCUUUCCAGAUUAAUUGUUUUCCCAAGUUCGACUGGGCUCCCAGGGAUUCGAAAUCAUCUUAGUCAAGAAUCUAAUUACUGUGAAAGAGGAGUUUUAGUCUGAAUAGCACGGGUUGAAUUGCUUUCAUUCGUGGAAGGCAGCCUUGACUGUCAACACAGGCUAUUACUGAACUGUCAAAACAGUCAUCAGGCAAGAGUGGAGGCAUCCAGCUGUGUCAGAUACAUACUCAUUUUUCAAAUGCUGUGACACCCACAAACACACACUCCCUGGAGGCCCUGUGUCACCUACAAUCCUUAUUUUAUUCUAACUGGGCACCUAACUUGGAAUAUGCGCUUGUGAAAAGCUACUGACUAGGCUACAUUAUCUUUUUUUUAGGAGGUAGGUCAGUUGCUUCCAAAAAAAGCCUAAAAUAAAUGCACACUGCUACACCAGACAACAGGCUGUUCAUCAUACCUCUGAGCUGAAUGCGAAUGCAAGCCACGUUCUGUGUUUUCAAAGCAGUGAAAAGCAGCGGGAUUUCCAGCAGGGAUCUGGUCUCAAUCAGAGCACUGUGGAGUACAUAGCAUAUGAAUACUUUCUUAAUCAGACCUACAGGCCCGUCACAUUUCAUUGCAAACAAAUGAGUAUAUGCUCUUAAGCAGCAUAUUUUGGAGCAGUCUCCUGGCUCACUAUGUCUCACCAAGUAGAAUUUAGAUGAACAUUAUAGGAUCUGACAAUCAAAAUGACCCAGUGUAUUUCAAGUUUUAUACUGCAGCCCAUGACUACUUUUUUACAACACUGUCUUGUCUAUUUAUUCUUCCUUGGCAUUCAGUUGUAUUUUUUUUCCCCACUGGCUUUAUUGUACCUGUAUCAUGUUGUACCGGUUCUUUUGUUAUAACGUGUCAUACUUGUCCACUAAAAGACAACAAUAAACUUUGAUGAA